Owenia fusiformis is the source of this 687-nucleotide messenger RNA. Lineage: Eukaryota; Metazoa; Annelida; Polychaeta; Sabellida; Oweniidae. The record is from the annotation of a GenBank genome assembly.
ACCAGGCCAGACUUGUAAAUAUCAUAAAAUGAUUCAAAGUCGACUGAGGAAUAUCAUAUUGGUUUACAUCAAAUUACUUCUUACCACAUUUACAGCUCAUCAAUCUAUAAAGACUAUUACGGAACUCCUGGUUAACGAGAGUAUAUACCACAAAGUUAAGAGAAGCAUUAACCUGUAAGGCGAGCUCGGAGAAGAGAAGAGCAGUAUCAAAAAAAUAUUUGUCGAUUCUGAACCUUAUGAAUGUUGAUUUAAGGAUAUCUGUAAUUACACGUGGAAGAACCAAAAUGAUGAAAAGUGUUGCAAUGACAAUUAAAAGCUUUGUUAAUUUGUCUGUGCGUUCAGCGGUUGCUGGUGAAUUCGAUGAACCCAGUUGUAUUCGGUGCUUAGAAGCACGUCUGAGAGCCACUACCAGCCUUAUAGUCGUGACAAGUACAAUCGUCGCAGGAAUGAUGGACCGAAACAGAGGCCUUAUUAUGCCAGAAUAUCCCUGCUGUAAAGGCUUAGUGAGCCCGAAUUGGGUUGUCUUCCAAGACACAUCAAGAAUGCACUUCCCGUCAUUUGACACCUCAUGAGAAAGGAAAACUGGAAAGUUAAAUGCAAUAAUUAUGACCAAGAGAGUUACAAUGGCGAUAUUAGCAUUUCGUGCAGUACAUAAUGUCUUGGCUUUGAGAGGCUUGCAUACCAAGA